Lytechinus variegatus (green sea urchin) is the source of this 2725-nucleotide messenger RNA. Its product is annotated as zinc finger protein 605-like. NCBI's taxonomy places the organism in Eukaryota, Metazoa, Echinodermata, Echinoidea, Temnopleuroida, Toxopneustidae. Gene Ontology annotation, cellular component: nucleus. The coding region runs from base 1031 to 1816 and encodes 261 amino acids. The transcript has a single exon. The record is from RefSeq and is a predicted model, not a curated record.
AGCAAAAAGAAAAAUCCCUCAUGCUCACAUCGUAUCUGGAUCAACAGAGCACAUUGAUCCAGGAGGUCCUACCUGUCAUGCACCUGCAUUAAUGAAUUGCAUUGUCUUGUGCACCCCAUUUCCAUUUGCUCAUGUAUAACUCAAGUACACAUUGUGAUUUAGUAUUCAUAUGUACAAAUUAGAUCAUGUGUACAAAUUAGUGGAACUUUCAGGGAUGUCAGUAAGAAUCGUGUUAUGUGUAAUAAUUGCAGAGCAGAAGAGUUGAUGAGAAUAAUUCUUCUAUCUUUUACUUAUAGGAGUCAUUGCUUAUGGUGAAGAGGACUCCAUAGAUCGUGGUAAGUCUAUCAACAGAGGUGAUGAAUCUUGCCUUACUGUACAUUCAGGAGGAAAACUACAUCAGUGUUGUUGCUGUCGUUGCAAAGAGAAAUUAUGUCAGGAUGAUGCGAAUUCCUUCACAUAUUUGAGAUCAUGCACGCAGAGGAAUGAAUGCUGCUAUUGCAAACAGGAAUAUUCUUGUAAAUGUGAUCACAAAGCGCAUCAUACACAUCCCGAUUCUACACACAUUCCAGAGGGAUGCUCUAACCAACUUAACCAGACUGAUCAUCUCCAAACAGAUGUGAGGAAAAAAACAUUUCAAUGUACACACUGUGAGAAGAGAUACUAUCUCAAGUCUCAUCUGUCCCGUCAUCUCCAAAGCCACACAGGAGAAAAGAAGUAUAAAUGUUCUUACUGUGAGAAGAGAUUUUUUAUUAAAAAUGAUUUGACCCGUCACCUUCAAAGGCACACCGGAGAAAAACCACAUAAAUGUACGUACUGUGAGAAUAGAUAUUAUACAAGAUGUGAGCUGACCAAUCACCUUCAAAGACACACCGGAGAAAAACCAUAUGAAUGUUCAUACUGUGAGAAGAGAUAUUUUACAAGAUAUGAUUUGACCAAUCACCUUCAAACACACACAGGAGAAAAAAUACAUGCAUGCUCUUACUGUGAGGAGAGCUAUUUUACAAGAUAUGAUCUGAUCUUUCACCUUCAAAUGCACACCGGAGAAAAACCAUACGAAUGUUCACAAUGCAAGGAGAGAUUUUCGGCUAAAAGUAGUUUAACCGCUCAUCUCUUAACUCACACAGGAGAAAUUUCAUAUGAAUGUUCUCAUUGUGAAAAAAGAUUUUCUGACAAAGCUGCUCUACAUAGUCAUAUUAGAACACAUACAGGAGAAAAGCCUCAUGCAUGUUCAUACUGUGAGAAAAGUUUUUUAAGAAGAAAUGAUUUGAACUAUCACCUUCGAACGCACACCGGAGAAAAACCAUAUGAAUGUUCAGAAUGUAAGAAGAGCUUUACAAGUAAGAGUAAUUUAACCGUUCAUCUCUUAACUCACAGAGGAGAAAAGGUACAUCAAUGUCCACACUGUGAAAAGACAUAUAAUCGUAAGUCUCAUCUGACCCAGCAUAUCAGAUUUCAUACAGGAGAAACACCAUAUGAAUGUUCACAUUGUGAGAAGGGAUUUUCUACGCAACCUGAUCUACUUCGGCAUAUAAAAACACAUACAGGAGAAAAACCUUUUGAAUGUUCACAUUGUAAGAAGAGAUUUGUUCAGAAAAUUCAUCUGACUCGUCACAUCAGAACACACACGGGAGAAAAGCCAUUUAAAUGUUCUCAUUGUGAGAAAACAUUUUCUGAAAAAGGUAGUCUGACCAAGCAUCUCAGACUACACACAGGAGAAAGACCUUAUGAAUGUCAGCAAUGUAAGACAUGCUUCUCUAAAAGAAGUACUCUGGCUCAUCAUUAUCUCAAAAUGCAUGGAGGAGAUAAAAAAAAAUAAGAUUUGAAGGAUACUUUGAGAAGAGUUUCAUUUAAAAAAAAUAAAUAUAAGCCUAAAAAUGUCUUAUUCUAUGUCUAUCAUACGUGACUAUCAUAAAUGAGUGAACUUCCUGUGGAUGUUUGCUAUUAAGUAUAAAUGUAUUUAUUUACACCUUAGAAAUGCUCCAUUGCCAAUCCAGGGAGGCAUUUAAUAUAACUCCAAGAAUGCCAUUUAUUUAUUGAAAACUUGAUAUGUUGGGGGGGGGGGGGUGGGAACUUCUCCCUGCACCCACAGCUUAGCAAGCUCUGUAGGCCUACAUGUACAUGUUGGCACUUUGCGCGUGCAUUUACCAUCCUCUAAAAAAUCAAUCCCAGCUACCCAUUCUUUUCCUAAGUUGAUUCUGAAAAACGCUUGUGAAGAUCUGGAAAUAUUGUAAUUGAGAUGUUAUUGAAAGUCUGGUAUUUAGUAAAUUUUACGUGACACCCAUUAUCUCUUUUGUCGACCAAUUAUUCAGCCCAUAUUGCAGAUGACUGACAAUUAUCAUUAAACCUUAGAAAUAGAUGGUUUAGACAUGGGCGUUGCUCCAUGAUAUUUUUAUGCAUGUUUAGAAAUGAGGGAGAGAUUAACUGAUAUAGGUACUGCUUUAUUUUGAAAGAAUCCAAAUAUUUGCCAUUUUACAGGCUGGGAUUAAUAAAGGUCAAUGAAAGUUUUCAAAUGAUUAAUUGUUACGUGCCAAGAGCUGAGGCAGGAGCCCUUGAAAUAUAGUGAUAUGUUGAAUAAUUGGACUUAAUUACCAAUUUCUUUCCUUGAUUUUGAAUAUAUUAUAUUAUAUUAUAUUAUUAUAGAUUGAAUAUUUUUUCAGUUUAAUAGAUUAGAUUGUCAGCUGACAUAAAAUGUGAAAAGAUAUGUUUGUCAAUAAAUUCAUACAAC